Phragmites australis (common reed) is the source of this 2002-nucleotide messenger RNA. RefSeq names its product putative transcription factor bHLH041. Gene Ontology annotation, molecular function: protein dimerization activity. Lineage: Eukaryota; Viridiplantae; Streptophyta; Magnoliopsida; Poales; Poaceae. The record is from RefSeq and is a predicted model, not a curated record. The transcript has 5 exons. The coding region runs from base 150 to 1466 and encodes 438 amino acids.
AGCUCCUAUAUCUCUGUUGUUCUACACAUAUACAUUCAUGGUGCUAAUCAACUCAUACGUACGUAAUCUCCGACUAAUAUUGAGUUCUUAGAUGUAACUGAAUCCAUAAACAACUAGCUGAGAGAUUGAGUAGCUUUCGAUUGAUCACCAUGGAUAGAAGCUGGCUCCAUGGCUAUGCCAACAACACCACCGGCAACAGCGGCUUCAUGUGCGGCUACGCUGCCAGCUUUAACCCGGCAGAGUUGCAGCACAGGGAGGAGGAGGAGCAGCAAUUGCUCAUCACCUCACAGAUUCAGCAUCACUUGAACCAGAUCAGCAUGCACAUGAACAUGGACGACGAGGCAGCGUACGUGCCUUCCAACAACGACGGCGCCAUCGACAUGCAGCACCUCCUCGAUUUGCACCACGCCGCCGGCAGCUUCCCGUCCUCGUCGUCCUCCUCUUCGCUCUCGCUACGUUCUGCCUCCCUCUCCUGCAGCCCCGAGAGCUCAGCGCACAUCCUCGCCCCGCCAGCGGCCACCUGCAGCCAAUACCCGGAGGUCUCCUCCCACGUACCAUUAGCACCCGUAGCGCCCUACGACGAUCACUACUACCAUGGUCAGUACGCCAACAACCUUCACGUGAUUGCGCCGGCGGCUGACCAUGAAGCCGCAGCAAUGGCGCCGGAGUUAGCGGCAAACACCGGUGCGUUCAAGCGCUACGCACGGCACCUCGGCCCAAGGAAGACGACGAAGCCGGGCGCGUGCGGCCAGAGGAUGUUCAAGACGGCCAUGUCGGUGCUGGCCAAGAUGCACAUGGCGGCGAGGUAUAACCAGCAGUACUACUACCAGGCGUCGGCCGAGGCCUCCGCGCCACCGCCGUCAGUGAACCAAUUGCAGCACAUGAUCUCCGAGCGCAAGCGGCGGGAGAAGUUCAACGACAGCUUCCACGCCCUCAAGACCGUCCUUCCACCUGGCGCCAAAAAGGACAAGACGUCGAUACUGAUCAGGGCAAGGGAGUACGUGAGAUCUCUCGAGUCCAAGGUAUCCGAACUCGAGGAGAAGAACAAGUCGCUGGAGUCGCGGCUGACCCAGCGCGACAGCGGCGACGGCCGCAAAGACGCCGGCGGCGACGACAACUCCGGCGAGAAGGUGCAGAUCGAGAUAACCAGAGCGGCGAAAGAGGAGUGGGCGAUCGAACCGCGUGAUCUCUGCACGCUCAAGAUAGCGGUGAGGUCGCGGUGCAAUAUGACGGACGUGGUGCUUCGGACGCUGCAGUGCCUGAAAGAUCAGAUGGGGGAUGACGUCAGCCUGGUGGCAAUGAGUACAAGCGGCAGCACUGGACCUCCUCCUCGAGCUGUCCUGACGUUGCAAAUCAAGUCGCCGAGCGCUGAGUGGGACGAGCAGCCGAUCAAGAACGCCGUGGCGAAGGUCGUCGCCGAUGCGCUGGCGCUGCCAUCUGCGGAGACCGCGGCGGCGCCAGUCUGACCAGUAACCAAAAAGACGGGCCCUGCUGCUGCUUCGACGAGGCUUCUGAACUCAGCUGCUGUAGCUACUCGGCUGUGAGCAUGCACGCCCCAAGAGACCGCCGCUAAUUGAGAAGACCCGUCCGUGACACCAACACAUUCGAUGGAUCCAUCGUGUGGUCAAAACCAAUCAGGUGUGGCAGCAGAUCAGAGGAGAGUUUACGUCAAGAUUGGUGCGAAGCAGAUCAGAUCGAUACGACAAUUCUACUCCGGCACACGAUGUUGAUCGAUGAUCUGGACACGUGAUUAGCACGGGCCACGCGAUCGCAUGGAAAAGUACACAGUAGCCGGUAGGAGUAUUAACAUGUGAACGUCAACCUAGGGGCUUUCAUUUGGACUUUUGAUUAGGGGGGAGUGUGACUCUAUAAUUUCACCAGAUAUGUAACUUAUUUACCAAGUAGUAAUGAUCAGUCUCCCUCUUUUCCCCUCCAAGGAAUGUCCAUACAAGGUCUUGUUAUUCGCAUUGCAAAUAAAUUUUGGUGUACGAAACCCUUGCUA